Messenger RNA from Closterium sp. NIES-65, 4821 nucleotides. NCBI's taxonomy places the organism in Eukaryota, Viridiplantae, Streptophyta, Zygnematophyceae, Desmidiales, Closteriaceae. The record is from the annotation of a GenBank genome assembly.
AUGCGCUCCUCUACCCGCGAUCGCCGCGCAACCUCCGGCUUCGGAGCCUUCGAUUGGGAGCUCCCUUCCGCGCCCCCUCCUUCCGCCUCUUCCGCCGCCCAUGCCUCCUCCCGCUUCCCCUCCGCCGCCGGCGGCGCCGCCACUCGCCGCUCCAAUGCCUUCUAUUUCAGCUCCUCCGCUGCGAAACCCUCUUCCGCAAGCGCCGGCGGCGGCGGCGGCGCUCCUGGCGCCGGAUUUGGGGGAGGCGGGGGGUGGUUCUUUUCCGGUCUACUUAGCGGCAUCGGCGGCGGCGGCGGCGGCGGCGGCGGCGGGCGGUCUAGAACGUUCUCCUUGUCUGGGAGAUCUCCGUUUGGGGGAAUAGGGGGGUAUUCUUCUCUCGGCGGUCCGCAAUCCGCGUUUGGCGGGCCGCACUAUGCGUCCUCGUCCGCGUCGUCCGUUUACUCUCUCCUGCUGCCGUGCACAUGCCUGUUCCUAGGGUUCCUUCUCGCGUCCUUCAUUUUCAUAAGCUCUAGAUCGCUGAUUGCCGCGCCGUCGUGGGUCGCGAUUCACGGGCAGAAGCAGCAGCAGGGGUUACCACAGGAGCACGAGCAACAUAUUUCACUGCAACAACAGCAACAGCAGCAGCAACAGCAGGAGCAGGAGGGGCAGCAGGAUGAUUUUUCUCCCACUGAGAGCAGCAGUGCUGGUGCUGAUGGUGAUGGAAACGGGGAUGAUGCGGUAGGAGAGGGCGAAGGCGCGCAAGAUAACACCGAGAAAAGCAGGCGGUUCGGGCCUCGUGAAUCAGCGAAGAAAACGGACAGAAGUGGAGGGGAAACGGCAGGGGAGGAGGGGGAGGAGGUGGAGGAGAAGAAGGGAGGGCGGGAGAGUGUUGAGGGAGAGGAGGGAGAGGAAGGCGUAGAGAGUCAGGCCGAAGGGAAGUUGAGGGAGGCAGAGGCGAUGCUGGAAGGUGUAGGGAGAGAGAGGGAGAGGCGGGAGGAGGAGCAUCUGGAUGAGAUAAUGAAGAGGCUGAAUGGUGGGGAAGAGGACGAGGGGACGGGUGGGGGAGGCGGGAAGAAGAAGAAGAGGAAGAAGGGGGCAGAAGAGGAGGAAGAAGAGGAGGAGGUAGUAGUUUCUGGGAAGAAAAGAGGGGAAGGUGGCAGCAAGAAAAGGCAGGAGGUAGAGGAGGAAGAGAGCGGAGAAGGGGAGGGCAAGGAGGAGGAGAUUAUUGAUGCGCUCUUGAAGGGGAUUGGUGGGGGAGAUGAGGUGGAGGAGAAGGAGAAGGGAAGAGAUGUUGGCAAAGGAGGAAAGAGGAGUGAGGUGGGGGAAGAGGAGGCGCGUGGUGGUGCUGGCAACGGCAGCAGCACUGGCAGUGGCAAUGGCAGUAGCAGUGGCGGCUCCGGUGGCAGUAGCCUGGGCACUGGGAAUGGUGGUGAAGAUGACUCAGCGAGGGAAAUACAUGAAGGGGAUGGCACUGUAAUUAAGGCUGCUGAGACGGAGAAGGGACAUGGGGAGGGGGAGCAAGAGGAGAAGCGAGAGGGUAUAGGUGGAGUGGCAGCAUCGAGUGAAAUUGGUGAGUCAUUUGGCAGCACACAUGGCAGUAGCAAGAAAGAUGGUGUGGAAGAAGGUUCAGCUUUCAAAGUGGCAUCAGGAGAUGGGGACAGAGAGGGGGGAGCUGGUGGUGCUAGUAGUGAGCCCGCCUCAGGGGAAUUAUCAGGAGCUUCUUCAGUUGAUGUUCAAGGAGAGCCAACUGCAGAAGUAGGAGGAUCGAAUGACCAUGCAGACAGGGAGAAGGAAGGAGAAGGUGCGGGUACUCUUGGGGAUGGGAAGAGUGGUGCGGAGGGGAAGGGAGACAAGGAGAAUGGGGCAGAUGAAGAGAAGCAAGGGGCAGAUAGCAGCAACGAUGGAGAGGAGCAGGGUGAAGGCAGUGAAGGCAGUGAGAGGAGUUCUGCAGGCAAAGGCAACUCGGGCGACUCGGUCGAGGCUGAUGCCACCAGCACGCCUGCGGUUUCUGCUGCUGGCCAUGCUCCUGCCUCUCUCCCUUCCCCAGCCACAGCAGCUGCUCCCAGUGCAGCUAGCGAACAAGGAGGAGUGGCAGGCGGUUCAGAUGGGCCUGAGGAAGGCAGCCAGCAGCAAGGGCAAGAGCAGGAAGCAGGGCAGCAGGGCGAGAAUCAAGAUGUGGAACAGCAGCGAGGUACAGGCGGGGACGUUAGCAUCCCAGGAACUGCUGAGGAAAGUGCUUUGAACGACACUGCUGCUGCUGCUACUGCUACUGCGCAAGGCUCUCAUCCUUCGGUAGAACCUGAGGAGUCCAACAUGUUAGGAGGAGCUUCUGAAGAUGGUGCUGCUGCUUCUGCUGGCGCAAGCGCUACGGAUCCAGCUUCCAAUUCCUCCUCGGGAUUAUCUGGCAAAUCCAGCGCGUUCGUCGCGAUGAUUCGGCGCAACGCGCGGUUGCGGCGCGAGUAUCUGUACCGCAAGAACCUGGAGGGCAAGGAGCGCGUGCAGUACGAGAAGAAGCUCAAGAUCCGCCAGGCGCUGCAAGAGGGUCGGCCGGUUCCCACGGAGCUGCGCAACGAGGCGUUGGCGCUGCGGGACGAGAUCGACCUAGAAGACGACUACACCGCGGAGCCGCGGUCGCACGUGGACGAUGAGUACGCGAGGGCGGGCGAGGAGGACCCGCGCGUGCUGCUGACCACGUCGCGCGACCCCAGCAGCCGCCUCACACAGUUCGUGAAGGAGCUCAAGAUCGUCUUCCCCAACGCGCAGAGAAUCAACCGCGGAGGGCAGGUGAUAAACGAGAUAGUGGCAUCGGCGCGCAGCAGUGCGUUCACAGACAUUAUAGUGGUGCACGAGCACAGGGGGCAGCCCGAUGGGCUAGUCGUGUGCCACCUGCCCUACGGCCCCACCGCCUACUUCGGCCUGCUCAACGUGGUGACGCGGCAUGACAUUCAGGACAGAGCGGCCAUAGGCACCAUGUCAGAGGCAUACCCACACCUCAUUCUCGAUAAUUUCUCCACCAAGCUGGGGCAGCGCACGAGCAACAUUCUCAAGUACCUCUUCCCGGUGCCCAAGCCUGACUCCAAGCGCGUCAUCACAUUUGCCAACCAGUCCGACUACAUCUCCUUCCGACACCACGUAUACGAGAAGCCUCAAGCGCUCGCUGGUGCGGGGCGCCGGAGCCUUUUCUCUGCCUCUCCGCUUCCGCACGCGCGGGCAUCUUCCCGCCGCAUCCGCCGCGGAGUGAUCUCCGCAGUCGCCGCGGGAGUGGCUGGAGCCGCAGGCUCAAACAAGACCCGCCUGGCGCGUGCAACGGAACUAGCACAAUGGCUGGCCUCCGCGGGCUUCCCCGCGCAACCUGUUGCGCCCGCGGAUGCCGGAGCGGCGGGAAUCGGGCUCUCCGCCAAGGAGCCAAUUAAAAAGGGCCAAGUGGCGCUGCGGGUGCCGGAGAAUUUUGUCGUGACGUCUGUCGACGUGGCGGAGCACCCAGUGGUGGCGAAGGCGGCGGAGGGACGUGGCGAUUUGGUCGGGCUGACUCUUUGGCUGAUGUGGGAGCGGUCUCAGGGAGACGCGUCGCUCUGGGCUCCGUACAUUCGCACUUUCCCGGAAGCCACUUCGUCGCCGCUGCUUUGGCCGGCAGACGACCGCCAGCGGCUGCUGGCCGGCACGACGAUCGCCGACGAGAUUGACGGCCGGGUGGCGGAGAUGGAAGCGGUGUAUAGCGUUCUUAAAGCCACGCAUUUUGACGCGGACCCUAGUACCUUCCCGACCUCCCCCACCUCCGCUCCGUUUUCUUCGGAGUCUUUUAAGAACGCCUUUGCAGUGGUGCUUUCGCGUGCAGUGUACCUCCCCUCGGUCGACUUAUUCGCCUUGAUUCCCUUGGCAGAUCUAGUUAACCACUCGCCCGCACCCUCUAACCCAGCUAUUCCUCCGCCGUCCUCUUUCGAUUUUGACCCCGCGUCGCAAUGCGUGGUUCUUCGUUCCAACAUUGAUCUCUCUUCCGGCGAUCCUCUCCUCGCAUCGUACGGCGCGGAUCGCACCCCGGCGGAUCUCCUCCUCACGUACGGCUUCGUGCCGCGCUCUUCGCCGUCCGAUUUCAUCCUGCUACCAGUCUCGCUCGUUCCUGGCGACCCGCUGUUGGAAUUCAAGCGGCAGAUUCUAAACGACCAGGGGCUGUCGGUAUCGGAGAUGUUUCCGCUUUUCACGGACCGCUUUCCACGUCAGCUGAUCGCGUUCAUGCGGCUCGCGCGGCUCCAGGACGCGGCGCAACUCGCGGGAAUCAGCUUCGAGCGCGAUGUGAUGCUAUCGGAGGCGAACGAGUACGAGGCACUGCAGAUCCUGCUGCGUGACUGUAACGACCGGAUCGCGGAAUUCCCGCAGACUCUGGAGGACGACCUCCGGCUGCUCAAUCUCGGCUCCGCCGUUUCCGCCGGCGCCGCCUCCGCCGCCGCCGCCGCCGCCGCGGCAAAUGCCGAGAGCAGCAGCAGCAGCAGUGGCAGCGGGGGCGGGGUUUUUGGAGGGCUUUUCGGGGGUUUUGGCGGGGGGCAGCAGCAGAAGCAAUUGGUGAGUGAAGCUGAACGGGCAUCGGCUGCUGCUGCAGCAGAGGCAGCCGCAGCAGAGGAGCGAGAAAUGCUGGCAGCAGCGCUACGGGCGCGGGAGAAGCAGAUUCUAGCCAAUACCGUUGCUGCGCUGCGCACUAAGCUGGCGCCGAUUAGGGGGCUGCCGAGCAAGCAGGGCAUGGAUGAUCCGAACGAGGAGAUUAAAGCCAUGUUUGGCAUGAUGGAGGCAGGGUUUUCUGCGCCGACCAAGCUGUUUUCAGACCUGAUGAAACGGAAGAAUUCGCCUUAA